AUGAGAUCCUAUUCACUUGCUUGCACACCUGCCACCAUCCCCAUCCCCAUCCUGCUUGCACAGAUCGUCGUACAAAGCUUGACAGACAUGCCAGCACAUCCUCAUCUGGGCUACAUCAAUCCAGUGAUCGGGCACGACUUUGCCGAUCCUGGCGUGUUCUUCGACCGCGCCUCGCAGACCUGGUACGCAUUCGGCACCAACGGCAACGGCAAGAACAUUCAAUGCUCCUACACCAAGGACUUUUGCUGCUGGGAGCACCAUGAGCACGACUGUCUCCCCGGCCCGCUGCCCUCGUACCAGUCCGGCACUCCAGGCUUUCUCUGGGCUCCCGAGGUCAUCGAGGCCCCACAGGGAAGGGGUGGCUAUCUGAUGUAUGUGUCGUGCCAGGAUGCAAUUCACAAGAAACAGUGCAUCGGUGUCGCCUACUCGGAUCGCGAUCCAAAGGGCCCCUACCGUUGGAUCACCGACCGUCCUCUCAUCUCGAGGGUGUGUAUACAGCCCAACGACAGCAAACAGUGA
Messenger RNA from Moesziomyces antarcticus, 519 nucleotides. RefSeq lists its product as uncharacterized. The coding region runs from base 1 to 519 and encodes 172 amino acids. The transcript has 2 exons. Lineage: Eukaryota; Fungi; Basidiomycota; Ustilaginomycetes; Ustilaginales; Ustilaginaceae. The record is from RefSeq and is a predicted model, not a curated record.